GAGAGAGCGACUCUUUAAAAAAUAUAUUUGCACGUUUUUCAGUGAAGGUGCGUAAAAUGGGGGAUCGUGCGAGACCAAGAUGGCAGCGAAAGGGAGGCGAAAACGAUCGAUAAGUUGACAGGAGGAUGAAGAAGCGAUCAGGUUUGCCUGGCGUUCGUCUAAUCGCGUAUUCGGUCAAUAUUUAACGCGUUCGCGUUCGUGUCGCGCGUGCUUUCCCUCUCUCCCUUAAACUCGAAUCGAAAAGCUUCGGUACGACGCUACCAGGCGGCAGCCGGCCCGAAUCCCGUCGACACACCUUGGCAGCGCACCUGUGUCAAGCCGCGCGCCGCGCUCUCUCGCCACCUUCGCUCUCGAAUCGUAACCGCGUCUGCGAGUCGAUCGUCGACCGUCGACGCGACACAAAUCGCAUAUUCACGUUCCUCGAUAUCGUGGCCAAAAAAACCUGAAUCCUACGGAAAUCAUCACGUUCGAUGCGAAACGAUUCACCUUGUUCUCCUGCCACGAUUGUAGAGGGGGAUUGUGCAGUGCGCGUCGAAUUAUCACAGACUGGACAACGUGUCAGGAUCGAAAUCGUCGACCACAACGGAUUUUUCGCUCGUCACCCUUCGAAGAUCGUGAUGAAGGAGACAUUGAUGAAGCAAGAGAUCAAGCGCGAAUGGGAGGAAAACAACGUGGACGAAGAUUCGCCCAGGAUGACCAUGGUUGGAGCAAAUCCGGAUGAACAAUCCGUCGAGAAUCCCCGGACGGUGAUCACAGCGAGAAGACACGUGCGCACCAUCACCACGGCUGGUCAUAUAACCGAGACAGUGGUUGAUCCGGAACCAGACUCACCCGAUAAUCUCCAAUCGCAACGGCAACAGCAGCAUCACCGAUCGAUGGAUGAACAAGGACAGCAAACUCAAUCGCGCACGUUUCAAGAGGAGCAAGAUCAGGCAUGCAAACAAAAUUCGCAGAGUUAUGUGCAAAUUUCUCACACCGAAGCGGAAAUUCAACAACAGGAUCGUUCUCGAGAGCAACGAAUAGUUUAUUUGACGAGCAAUGGACAAGAAGUGCGAGUCGUAGCAGAAGCGGUAGAUCCGUCUACGUUGACGGUAAAAGAGACGGUUAGGUAUGAGACAUCAGAAUCCGAUGGGACAGAUGCGGAUCGCAUGUACGCUUAUCCGGCGGAUGGCCAACAACAAUUGCAAAGAGAGAAUCAUGGGGUCGCUGUUCAAGCGCAGGAAAGGCGAGUCGUCCAAUCGGCCAAUCAUCAAAGAUAUAGUCCACGAGAAACUAACCAAUCCGGUGGUGGAAAUGGAUCAACCGGUAGAUCCUAUCAUCAAGGCUCACCAGUCCUAGUUCCAACUAGGGAGGAGUACGAGGGUGGCGCCCCCAUAGUUUCUCAUGCAGGGACAACCGUUACCGUGCGACUCGAUUCGCCCACAGCGCCCUCUUAUUCUCCGCCAAUGAAUGACAUCGGUAUUCGAACGAGUGCUGGACUUCAACAAUCAACUGGUCAGCAUCAUCAACAUCAACUUGUCACAGGAUACGUGAACGCUGCAGGAGUAAAUAUCAAGUACGAAACACCGGAAACAUCAAACGCCGCAGUAGUAGCAGCGGCUGCUGCUGCGAUUCCAGUCGACAACAUCAAAGUAUCGAACACGUACACUACUCUCGAAACGGUGCCGAUUCCUCCCACGCAAGCUGUUCAAUAUCCUCAGUAUAUAUCCGGUAGUGACACGUUUCAACAAGCUCCAACUUAUACUUAUACGAAACCAGGGGAACAAGUGAUUUUGACGUAUCCGUCACCGGUUCAGUUGCCCUCGCGCGUUCCUGGGGUAGAGUCAGGGAGCACGUAUAUGAAAGGCGACCCAACGUUAGCAUCUUCGUUGGGAAGUACGCGUGGAGUAGCAUCUCUGCAUUACGAACAACCAGGAUCUCCAGGAUCUCAAAUGACGUUGUACGGAAGCGGGACUAGUGCGUAUCCAUAUGCCAAAGCGACUCCUUCAGCCGAAUAUUGGUCGACAGCAGGAACUCCGUCUCCACCUACGUUCGAUUGCGUCCAGGGAUACCAAACGGCAAUUUCCGUCGGCGAUACUAAUAUACUCUAUUCUGGCGGUGUAUACAGCGUGUCAACUGGAAACACUACGUCUUCGUGGUCUAACAAUUUAUCGCUAUCCAGUACCGAGGAGAAUUUGGACGGAAUGAUCAUGACUGUGGAUCCUAAAGAGUGUUCUAAUUGCGCAAUUUUGACUACUGUAUUGAGGAGGGACGAAGCUGGGAAUUACUUGUGCCAAAGUUGCGCCUAUACAACAAACAAGAUGAACGGUAUAAACAGAGCGUCCAUUAAAUGCGGCAAACCGAAGCAAGCUGUCGCCACGGCGGGUGUUCGAAGAACCGGUGUUCAAUGCGCGAAUUGCAGGACGAGCAAUACAACUUUAUGGCGGCGAAAUAACAACGGUGAGCCGGUGUGCAAUGCAUGCGGUCUCUACUACAAACUACACAACGUGAACAGGCCGCUCAGCAUGAAGAAAGAGGGAAUACAGACGAGGAAAAGAAAACCAAAAAAUAAUUCGGGAAUAAGUGGAAAUUUGGCAGGACCAAGCGGCAUGCACAAGACCGAGAUUAAGUCUGGCUUACUCGUGAACUCGAUGCAGUUGAACAUGUACGGGAGUGGUGGUAGUGGUAACGGGGGUGGGAUAGGGACCAAUGCAGAGAUGAGACAAGAGACCGAGAGCGAGACAACCGCUAGCACAGGUACGAAUGCAGGGAACCGGGGCGAGAAUGAGACCGCAAACGGUAACGCGUUGGGAGGGAACGAAGGAUCGGACGAGCGUCCACUCGUAGGUACACCGAGUACGGGAGAAUCGGGUCAUGCGCACUCGCCUCUCGCUUUACCCACUACCGCCGCGCUCAAUCGACAGACCACCCUCAUCGUGCCACCGCUAGAGCCAAUCGUUAGUCAAGCUAAUAACGACAUUUUCACGGUUAUAACCACUACCACGGCUAUCAAUGUCGAGAGAACGUAACGAGGACAAAGAAAGAAAUUGCGGUAAAAAAAUAUUUUCGAGUGUACCGAUGUGUAAAAUUAGCACCAACAACAAUGGAAUGCGAGCGCCAUUCUUGCUCGUAUGGUAACUAGAAGAACAUCCUGCAAAUCGACUGACUUUUUUACCGACAAAGAUUUCUUAGCCAACUACGAACGUCGACAAUUCAUCGCUCAGCCUGGAUAUCUUCUCACGUCACAUCGAGAGGGGAUCGAUGUUAUUCCAACAUCGAUCUCGAAUUAUCUAAACGAGAAAUGGUAUCGAUUAGCUAUUGCUAUUAUACUAUUGCCGUUCCUGCUCCUAUCUUCCUUUUUCUCUGUCCAUGAUUUCUUUUUAUUUAUUUGUAUUAUUUUUAAAAUAAUUAUUGAAAUCGAAUUGGUUGCGAUUUAAAUUACGUCAAUUAGAUUUGAUUUCCAACGCACAAACUAAGCGCAAUUUUAUCGAUUAAUAAUUCCGUUUUAUCGACUGCAAACGAUUAUACCGACGGAUAUGGUGUUGCAAUUCCAUCGUACAAUGUCGCCCUCUAUAAGAGAAAAAACGAAGCAUGUUCUUUCCAAUGUUUGUCACUGUUCAUCUCUGAAGAUACUCGACCUUUCGCCGAUCCAUUAACUCUUUCACCUCGUAUACCUUUGUUCUCACCCUAUAUCCGAGUCCUACAAAAAUUUUACCGCGCAUUUCGUUGUAAAUACACGACGUGUAAUCAACCAAAGUUGCCUUCCUUCGCGUACACCUACGUAUACACGCGAUGCAUAUGCAAUAUUUGCAAGCAAAUAUACAUGUGUAAUAUAAAAUACGAUGCAUCGCGUAUUUGUGAAAGAAACGAGUACACGUAGGUGUGUAGCGAGGCGAAUUCUCGCAAAGAAUAAUGUAAGUACGCGCGAAACGAAAACAACAAGAUAAUAAAUAAUAAAUAAUUGAACGCUAAAAAAAAGUAAAACGAAAUAAUAUUUAUUUGCUGGCGCAUUGUCCGUUGAGAAAUACGCAAAUUCGACGAUACGCACAACACGAAUAGGAAAUAAUUUGAAUCGAUUCGAUGCGUUGUAAGAUCGUUAC
Apis florea (little honeybee) is the source of this 4079-nucleotide messenger RNA. RefSeq lists its product as uncharacterized. Gene Ontology annotation, molecular function: RNA polymerase II cis-regulatory region sequence-specific DNA binding; DNA-binding transcription factor activity, RNA polymerase II-specific; zinc ion binding. The record is from RefSeq and is a predicted model, not a curated record. Gene Ontology annotation, biological process: positive regulation of transcription by RNA polymerase II; negative regulation of transcription by RNA polymerase II; cell fate commitment. NCBI's taxonomy places the organism in Eukaryota, Metazoa, Arthropoda, Insecta, Hymenoptera, Apidae. Gene Ontology annotation, cellular component: nucleus.